AUGUCAGAAGGACAACCGGAAUGGACGGCGGCGGCCUCAUCGGCCCUGCAGGCGGCCGUCGCGGAGGCCCGCCGCCACGCGAGUGGAUUUCUGGCCCCGGUCCAUCUCGCCGCCGUUCUCUUCGCCGACCCCAACGGUCUCCCCGCCCGCGUGCUGAACCGCGUGGGCGCCGGCACCGUCACUGAAGCCUUCGCCGCCCGUGUGGAGGCCCUGCCAGCGCAGAACCCAGCACCCACACAACCGCGGCCAAACACCGACAUGACACGCGUUCUCAACACUGCAGAGCAGGCACGCGUCUCGCUCGGCGACACACUACUCGCUGUCGAUCACCUCCUCCUCGCGCUCUACGAAUCACGGGAGGUGGAUGACAUCUUGAAGGCAGCUGGAGCCCCAAAGAAGACUGUGGAAAAGGCGCUCAUGGAACUCCGCAAGGGAAAAAAAAUUACGUCGGAGUUUCAGGACCAAAACUAUGACGCUUUGUCCAAGUAUGCAACAGACUUGUGCAAGCAGGCAGAGGAUGGUAAGCUUGAUCCGGUUAUUGGACGAGCUGAUGAAAUACUUCGUACAAUUCGUGUUCUUUCACGACGAACAAAAAAUAAUCCAGUUUUGAUUGGUGAGCCUGGUGUUGGUAAGACUGCCAUUGUGGAGGGUAUCGCACAACAAAUUGUUCGCGGUGAUGUACCAGAUACUCUUGCAUCUGCGCGUAUCUUUUCCCUCGACCUCGGCGCACUCGUCGCCGGUGCAAAGUACCGUGGAGAGUUUGAGGAGCGUCUCAAGAGUGUUUUGAAUGAGGUAAGGGAAAGUCAAGAGAGCAUUAUCCUCUUUAUUGACGAAAUCCAUCUCGUACUUGGAGCCGGAAAAACAGAUGGUGCAAUGGAUGCGGCCAACCUUUUAAAACCAAUGCUGGCUCGUGGUGAACUUCGUACAAUUGGCGCAACUACGCUUGAAGAAUACCGCAAGUAUGUGGAGAAAGACGCGGCGUUUGAGAGGCGAUUUAUGCCUGUGCAAGUGAAAGAACCCAGUGUGGAAGAAUGUAUCAGUAUUCUUCGAGGAUUAAAAGAACGGUAUGAGACACAUCAUGGUGUUCAAAUUACGGAUACUGCAGUUGUGGUUGCAGCACAAUUGGCUGACCGUUACAUCACAAGCCGUUUUAUGCCAGACAAAGCUAUUGAUCUCAUUGAUGAGGCAUGUGCAAACGUGCGUGUACAGUUGUCUUCUCGUCCAGAGGAAAUCGAUCAAUUGGAGCGCAAAAAGCGGCAAUUGGAGAUUGAGGCAAAAGCGCUUGAGCGGGAUAAGAAGGAAGAGGCGUCACGGGAACGACUUAAACUUGUCAAGGGUGAUAUUCAACGUGUGGAGGAACGUCUCCGACCCUUGGUGGAACGUUACAAUGAGGAACGCAAACGACUUGAUGAGUUAAAAGAAAUGCAAACUCGUCUUGAUGAAAAAAAGACAAAACUCGAACGUGCUGAACGUAUGGGGGACAUGGAGCUUGCAGCAGAUCUAAAAUACAAUGUUAUUCCUCUUAUUCAAGAUAAUAUUCGUUCCUUGAAAGAACAAAUUGAGCAACAGAAAGCAUCUAUGGUACAGGAGAAGGUGACAGAAGUGGAUGUUGCUGCAGUGGUUGCACGAUGGACAGGUAUUCCUGUUGCGAAACUAAGUCAGACAGACCGCGAACGACUGCUAAACCUUGCCGCUCACUUACACAAACGUGUAAUGGGACAGGAUGAAGCUGUGGAUCGUGUUUCUGAAGCUAUCCUACGUUCACGUGCAGGUCUAUCACGUCCACAUUCUCCAACCGGUUCUUUCCUUUUUCUCGGUCCAACUGGUGUUGGUAAAACAGAGUUGGCUAAGGCUGUUGCGGCAGAGCUUUUUGAUGAUGAGAAGCACAUGGUGCGUAUUGACAUGAGUGAAUACAUGGAACAGCAUGCUGUGGCACGGCUCAUUGGUGCGCCACCGGGUUACGUUGGUCACGACGAAGGUGGACAACUGACAGAACCCGUACGUCGUCGGCCUCACACAGUGGUACUCUUUGACGAGGUGGAGAAGGCGCACCCGACAGUGUACAAUGUACUAUUGCAGGUGCUCGAUGAUGGACGUCUGACUGAUUCACAAGGCCGUACAGUAGAUUUCAGUAAUACCAUUAUCAUUAUGACUUCUAACCUUGGAUCUGAACACCUCGUUAAUAUGGGUUCCUCCCCAACAGCGUAUGAACUUACGCGAGAUAAAGUUAUGCAUGUGGUAAAGAAUUACUUCCGGCCUGAAUUUAUUAAUCGUCUCGACGAUAUUAUCCUCUUCCGCAAGCUUGGCUUUGAAGAACUACAUGGUAUUAUUGACCUAAUCAUUAAUGAAGUGAAUGAACGACUAAAGUCCCAAAACUUAACUGUUGUGUUAAGUGAUGAGGCAAAGAGUUUCGUGUUGGAAAAUGCUUUUGAUGCAGAUAUGGGUGCUCGUCCUUUGCGACGUUGGGUACAGAAAAAUAUUAUCACUGAGGUAAGCCGCAUGAUCCUCUCAGAAAAACUUCCGCCAAACAGCACUGUAAGAGUGUCAGUCAACAAUCAGCAGAAGAAACUUAUGUUCGGCGUGAAGCGUGCAGCUCCCUCAGCAUAA
Molecule: messenger RNA, 2607 nt
Organism: Trypanosoma theileri
Lineage: Eukaryota; Euglenozoa; Kinetoplastea; Trypanosomatida; Trypanosomatidae
Product: putative ATP-dependent Clp protease subunit
Exons: 1
Coding region: 1-2607 (868 amino acids)
Biological process (GO): cellular response to heat
Cellular component (GO): cytoplasm
Molecular function (GO): ATP binding; ATP hydrolysis activity
Source: RefSeq, a predicted model, not a curated record